Phytomonas sp. Hart1 is the source of this 1187-nucleotide messenger RNA. The record is from the annotation of a GenBank genome assembly. NCBI's taxonomy places the organism in Eukaryota, Euglenozoa, Kinetoplastea, Trypanosomatida, Trypanosomatidae.
UCCUUUAGGGUAGGCAGAUAAUUUAGGUAUAAAGCUAAUAGAACUUCAGUAAACGCUAAAGAGCAAUAUCAUUGAGAAUCGAAACGUAUUCCUCAAAGAAAAUUACGAGCCUCUAAGAAAGUGAAAAAAGAAACCACAUUGUGUUUCCAUUUUCGCAUGUAGGCAGUACCAUACCGUACCCAUAAAGCAAAAUUAAAAAAACCUUCAUUGAUCUAAUGCCGUACCUUCUCAGUCUUCCAAAGAGAAGUGGUGUAGGGGCGACCUCUCUUCCCAUCCCAUCCCCACCCCUGUCUGUCUUGACUGCUCCAUAUCUACGGUUGAACAGCAGCAGUUGGGGAGUUCACACGGGAGUGGGAAAAGACGCCGGCGCCCUUUACUCCACCCGACGGGGCAUUCGAACGGUAAUAGCGCCCCGCCCGGCCGUCACCACGCUGGUUUAUCUCAAUAACAUGGGCACUCGAAUACGGGAUGGCACCGAAACCAACAUCUCCCUAAUCCGAACGCGCGAUAAUCAAUUCUACAUCCAACGCAUCUUGCCAGACGGCGAAGUCGUGCGGUGGUACGCGCCGGGGCUGGAGCAUCUUAAACACGUCACGAACUUUGAUACCUACUCGCUGAAUGUUAUUGACGAAAAUGGUGGAAUAGUGAUCCCGUCGGAUGUGGUCCCCAGCCCUCCGAGCGAGAGCGCAUACUACUUAGAUGCGAUUUACUACAUCAACCAAAUCCAGGCGGUUCGGAAAUUCACGCGCAAGGAUCGCCGGCGUUGGCAUCGGAAGCUUUUUAUGCACUGGAAAGAAAGCCCGGAGAAGUUUGUCAACCACACAAUCGGGACCUACGGCAUGGCGUCGCUCGUCAUUUUGUGGGUCCUCAUCCGGGGCUUUCACAGCCUCAAGAACAAAAAGUCCUUUUGGGAUGCGGAUGUGUACAACAGCCACGGCCGAACGGAAACAGAGCGGCAGAAAAAGGAUCCAUGGUUGAAGAUCAAACGCUUUUCCGAUUGCCAUCCCGAGCACGAGGGAAUGGAUCUGACGGUGGCGAUGUUCUCUCCGGGCCAAUCGCGGCUCUCCAGCGCUCGCGCCGAGCUUCGCGAGAGCGACUUUACCGAUCCACACUACCACAGUGAGUUUUGGUGGAAAGUUCGCCACUGCCGGUACUACGGCCACUGGCCUAAAGGAAUAGCGGAAUGA